Molecule: messenger RNA, 2305 nt
Organism: Mus caroli (Ryukyu mouse)
Lineage: Eukaryota; Metazoa; Chordata; Mammalia; Rodentia; Muridae
Gene: Spry2
Product: sprouty RTK signaling antagonist 2
Biological process (GO): negative regulation of MAP kinase activity; negative regulation of fibroblast growth factor receptor signaling pathway; animal organ development
Cellular component (GO): membrane; cytosol
Source: RefSeq, a predicted model, not a curated record
CGCGCGCGCCCGGCCCGGCCCUCGGCCCCGCGCCUGCCUCCACUCGGGAGCAGCCCCGGGCCCCCAGAUCUUGGCGAGCUGGCCUUAGGUUCUUUGUAAGGCCGUGCUCGCCUCGCUUUCUCUCAUCGACCAGGAGAAAAAGAGACUCGCCAACGUUGCCGCUUCGGCCUCUUGUUCAUUGAGAAAAAAAAAAAAAAAAAAAAAAAAAAAGGAGAGAGAAGGGGGGGAGAAAAGGAAAUACUCCGCGUGCGCUUCUGGAAGGGAGGUCAUCUAGCCCGGAAUCCGGGAGGGUUCCAACAGUGGAGGACUGGGUUCCAAAAUUUCCCCGUGGUUUUAAUCCACCGAUUGCUUGGAAGUUGGACUGAAGCAGAGUUUGGAAAGAAGGAAAAAGUUUGCAUCGGGACUGGAUUUAUUUGCACAUCGCUGGAAGAAGAGGAUCCAAGGGAGAGGGGUUGGUGCAAAGCCGCGAUCACGGAGUUCAGAUGUGUUCUAAGCCUGCUGGGGUGAACACACCGCCAAGACCUGAUGGAGGCCAGAGCUCAGAGUGGCAACGGGUCGCAGCCUUUGCUGCAGACAACCCAUGACAGUGGCAGGCAGCGCGGGGAGCCGGAUCCUAGAGAUGCCCUUACCCAGCAGGUACACGUCUUGUCUCUGGAUCAGAUCAGAGCCAUCCGAAACACCAAUGAGUACACAGAGGGACCUACUGUGGUCCCAAGACCUGGGCUCAAGCCUGCUCCUCGCCCCUCCACUCAGCACAAACAUGAAAGACUCCACGGUCUGCCCGAGCACCGCCAGCCUCCCAGGCUCCAGCCCUCGCAGGUCCAUUCUUCACGGGCCCCUCUGUCCAGGUCCAUCAGCACUGUCAGCUCAGGGUCUCGGAGCAGUACAAGGACAAGUACCAGCAGCAGCUCCUCGGAACAGAGACUGUUAGGACCGUCCUUCUCCCCCGGGCCUGCUGCUGCUGAUGGAAUAAUCCGAGUGCAGCCUAAAUCUGAGCUCAAGCCUGGUGAGCUUAAGCCACUGAGCAAAGAUGAUUUGGGUCUGCAUGCCUACAGGUGUGAGGACUGCGGCAAGUGCAAGUGUAAGGAGUGCACCUACCCGAGGCCCCUGCCGUCGGACUGGAUCUGUGACAAGCAGUGCCUCUGCUCAGCCCAGAACGUCAUUGACUAUGGGACUUGUGUGUGCUGUGUGAAAGGUCUCUUCUAUCACUGCUCCAAUGACGAUGAGGACAAUUGUGCUGACAACCCGUGCUCUUGCAGCCAGUCCCAUUGUUGUACGCGAUGGUCAGCGAUGGGAGUCAUGUCUCUGUUUUUGCCUUGUUUAUGGUGUUACCUUCCAGCCAAGGGUUGCCUUAAAUUGUGCCAGGGGUGUUAUGAUCGAGUGAACAGGCCGGGCUGUCGUUGUAAAAACUCAAAUACAGUUUGCUGCAAAGUUCCCACUGUCCCCCCCAGGAACUUUGAAAAGCCGACAUAGCAUUAUUAAUCAGGAAUAUUGCAGUAAUAGGGAUUGUUGCUCCGCCCCCUCCCGUUCCCCGCCCCCCCCUCCCUUUUUAACACAUAUGCAACCAACUAAACAGUUGUAAUCUUGGCACUGUUCGUAGAGGGUUAGGGGAUUUGUGGUUUGCAGUGAGAGGCUUUUCUUUCUCUUUUCUUUUUUUGGUCCAUGUGCCAUUUUAACUGAUACGCUUGCUAGAAUUCAGCUAAUGGAACCCCAAGGAAGGGCAACAGAAGUUUGACCCACAUUGCAUAAGCUAAAGCAGCAAAUACUCCUAGGCGAAGAAGUUGUUCUUGUUUGUGAAUAGUCCAUGCAAAAUGUGUAAAUUAGCAAAUGGCUCCCGGACCCCUCCUUGUUUUCUCCAGAGAUAAUGUGCUAUAUUUUUGUAUAUACGAUAAUAUUUGCAACUGUGAAAGAAAAAAACAAGUUGUGCUAUGCUUCAUGGCACAGUCACAAAAUAUUAUACUAAUAUGUUGUACAUUCGGAAGAAUGUGAAUCAAUCAGUAUGUUUUUAGAUUGUAUUUUGCCUUACAGGAAACCUUUAUUGUAAGUCUCUGAUCUCCCUUUGGACUUGAUGUAUAUUGUACAGUUACAGUAAAAUUCAACCUUUAUUUUCUAAUUUUUUCAACAUAUUGUUUAGUGUAAAGAAUAUUUAUUUGAAGUUUUAUUAUUUUAUAAAAAAAAGAAUAUUUAUUUUAAGAGGCAUCAUAAAUUUUGCCCCUUUUAUGAGGAUGUGAUGGUUGCUGCAAAGGAGAGGUUACAGAUGCUAUGUUCAAUAUAAAAUAGAAAAUAUAUUAACGUUUGAAAUUAA